AUGUACUACCAAAAUGUUGGUGGAAUCAACACAUCCAUCACCGAAUACCAGCUGGCCCUUAGCGACGGGUGCUACGAUGCUUAUGCGUUCACUGAGACCUGGCUGAACGAGGGCACAUCGUCUAACCAGCUGUUCGACAAUUCGUUUUCCGUUUAUCGACAUGACCGGUCACCAUUAAACAGCAACAAGACCACCGGCGGCGGUGUUCUAUUGGCAGUGCGUUCCAGGUUCAAAUCCCGCUUGGUAAGUCCCCCGAACUGUGCAUCGGUAGAGCAAUUAUGGGUCGCAAUUUCGACCGAUGACGCGACCAUUUUUGUUUGCGUCGUUUACAUUCCCCCCGAUCGAAUCAAUGAUCCAGACGUGAUUGAGACACAUAUCAAUUCGCUCAACUGGGUGGUGUCGCAAUUGGAACCUAAGGACAACGUUGUCAUACUCGGAGAUUUCAACUUGAGUUCCAUUGCUUGGCAGUGUAGUUCUUUUGGUUUCUUCUUUCCGUGCACUACUCGCUCCUCGAUGGGUCAAACAUCGCGCGAGCUGCUUGAUGCCUACAGCACCGCUGGGCUCAGACAGAUGGUUGGAGUUAAAAAUGAAAAUAACCGUUCACUUGAUCUGUUCUUUGUGAGCGAGGAACUAGGAGUAAACUGCUCGGUUCUGCAUGCUCCUGCUCCGCUUGUAAAAAUUUGUAGACAUCACCCGCCUCUGCUAAUGUGUCUGGAAGCGAGUCCGUCUCGUACCUUUCACGAUACGUCAGAAAGUGUCUCCUAUGAUUUCAGUCGGGCUAAUUUCGGUGAUAUGAAUGAUUUCCUGGAGCGCGUGAACUGGGACGAGAUUCUUAGCGGAUCCGACGCGAACCUUGCUGCUUCGACUCUCUCCGGAGUAUUGCUCUAUGCAAUCGACCAGUUUGUUCCAGUCAUUUCGAAGCGGGAACCGACUAAGCCGGCUUGGUCAAAUGCCGCCCUCAAAAAUCUUAAAAGAGCAAAACAGGCAGCUCUGAGGCGUCACAGUAAGUACCGUACCGACACCACGAGAGCGAGUUACUUGGAAGCGAAUACCGCAUACAAGCACCUCAACGAUAGUCUCUACAGCGCCCAUUUAAGCCGAUUACAAAGCCGCCUGAAAACUAAUCCCAAGAGUUUUUGGCGGCAUGUCAACGACCAACGUAAAGAAUCUGGUUUGCCGACUACGAUGACUGAUGGAUUCCAUGAAGCUGAUACAACAACCGCUAUAGUCGACUUGUUCCGUUCACAAUUCAGCAGCGUCUUCGUCAAUGAGCAACUUGACCCACAGGAUGUCACCGAAGCCACACGGAAUGUUCCGAGCUUUCCUGCAUCUGGAGUGCAGUUCGCUAUCACCAACGAUGUCGUUAUUGCUGCCGCCAAUUUGAAGUCCUCAACUGGAUGUGGACCGGACGGCAUCCCGUCGCUUGUCAUUAAACGUUGUUUGAAUUCUAUUGCCGCGCCUCUUACAACGGUGUUCAACCUUUCCAUGACAACCGGCGUUUUUCCGAAUUGCUGGAAGGAGUCGCACGUUUUUCCCGUUUUCAAGAAAGGCUGCAAAAGAACUGUCUCAAACUACAGAGGUAUUGCUUCACUGUGCGCUACGUCGAAGUUACUGGAGUUGAUCGUUCUACACAAUCUAGUUCAAAGUUACGCACAUUACAUUUCUGAGGAUCAACACGGAUUUGUUCCAAAACGAUCGACGACCUCUAAUCUGACGUGUUUCACGUCGUACCUGAUACGCCAGUUUCAAAGUGGUCAUCAAAUAGACGCCAUCUAUACUGACCUUUCUGCCGCCUUCGAUAAAAUGAAUCACCAAAUCGCUCUGGCCAAAUUCGAUAAACUGGGUAUGAACAACAACCUCCUAAUGUGGCUCCGAUCCUAUCUAACUGGACGCAACUCAAGAUCUUCGCUGUUUCCACAACCUCCAACUGAAUCUUUGAACACCAUUAGCAAGCUGAAAGUCUGA
Messenger RNA from Aedes albopictus (Asian tiger mosquito), 1965 nucleotides. RefSeq lists its product as uncharacterized. The record is from RefSeq and is a predicted model, not a curated record. The transcript has 2 exons. The coding region runs from base 1 to 1965 and encodes 654 amino acids. Gene Ontology annotation, cellular component: extracellular matrix. Gene Ontology annotation, biological process: cell adhesion involved in heart morphogenesis; larval heart development. NCBI's taxonomy places the organism in Eukaryota, Metazoa, Arthropoda, Insecta, Diptera, Culicidae. Gene Ontology annotation, molecular function: catalytic activity.